Messenger RNA from Candidula unifasciata, 1959 nucleotides. The record is from the annotation of a GenBank genome assembly. Lineage: Eukaryota; Metazoa; Mollusca; Gastropoda; Stylommatophora; Geomitridae.
AUGCUUCAUGAAUUACUUCUAGCACUGAAGGGUCAUUAUGGUGGUGUUUUUAAUCAUUCAAAUGAUGGAAUCACGGUUGUUCCAGGUCUGCCCUUUAUCCAUGCCUCAGAAGAAGUAGUGUUGAACCAGCUGUGUAAAUUGGGCACUUACUACAAGGACUUCCGUGACUUCAUUCAGCACUAUGGUUCUGGACUUCUUGCUGUCCACCAGCCAGACACUGAUGACUUGCAUGGCUUGUACAUGAAGUGCCUAUGCCAAGGUUUGAACAAUGUUCUAGAAGAUUAUAGGCAAGUCUUGUUGGAGAUUGAGCAGGACAUCCUACAUGAUGCUCACCUUCCGGUCUCUCACAUAGCUUGCAGAUUGCAAGAGUUUCACUUGUUGUUUCCUGUCUUGGCAACAACAAUUGAUCAAGUUGUCUCUCAUAAGGCACAUGGAUGCUACAUUCUUGAUAUCCUUUACAAAAAUGCCACUUUUGGAAUGCCUGGUGUAAAGAAUGCAUUAAACAGGAUCCUGUUUGUAUGUCAUGGACUGUUGUUCAAACAGCUGUCUGCUUGGAUGCUGCAUGGUAUCAUAUCAGAUCCUUAUAAUGAGUUUUUUAUUCAGAGAGCACAGCAUGGCUUGGAUGUGACUGACAGACAAGCCGAAAGUGAUGACGAUGAUUUGGGUAUUAUGGGAUUGACAGGUCGACAGUUGCAGAAAGUUCACCUGGGCUCAGAGAUGGAGGUUACACCACAUGACACAGGACAGUUUUGUAUAGCAGCAGGUUUACUGCCGUCCUACAUCCCUGUCAGGGUGGCCAGGAAGAUUCUCUUUGUUGGUGAAAGUGUUCAGAUGUUUGAGAGAGACAAACACAAAAUAAAAUCUACACACAAAGCUGGGACUAUCAUGAGUAGCAGAGAGGAUGAAUUUGCAGCAGACUUGCAAGAAUUGUCUAAACAGCCAGAAUUCAACAGCAUUGGGUUUGAAACUAUCAUUGACAGAAUCAGAGCCCAUGCAGCUGAAUACCUCUGGAUGUUGGUGUGUGAGGAAGCAGAUCUGAGAAGUGAGUUGAGAAUCCUCAAGGAUUAUUUUCUUCUCGGCCGAGGUGAACUUUACCUUGCCUUCAUUGAUCAAGCACAGCACCUGCUGAGAGCACCACCUGUGUCAACAACAGAACAUGAUGUAAAUCGAGCAUUCCAACAUGCUGCCAGAAAUGUUCUCAUUGACAAUGAUGCACUGCUGCAAAGAUUUCAUCUCACGAUUCCAAAGUUAGCAAAAGAGAAAAAAAAACCUGAAAGUAAUUCACCUCAAGUGGAAGCAGAGACUGGUUGGAGUGGUCUUGGCCUUACGUAUUCUGUUCGAUGGCCUCUACACAUUUUCUUUACUCCUUCUAUUUUGGAAAAAUACAAUAGGAUUUUCCGCUUCCUGCUGGCUGUUCGUCGCACACAACUUGAUCUCCAACAUUGCUGGAGUCUACAAAUGUUCAACAAAGCAGCGUUUGUUUCACCAGCAGCAAGUGCAACCUGGCAACUGCGGACCCACAUGGCUUUUCUUGUAGAUAAUUUACAGUAUUAUCUUCAGGUGGAUGUUAUAGAGUCACAGUAUAAAAUUCUGCUUGACAAGGUGAAUGCCACAAAAGAUUUUGAGGCAGCCAAAAUUGCCCACGAACAUUUUCUGGCUUCACUUCUUGCCCAGAGCUUUAUUCACAUGAAAACUGUAUUCACAUGUUUGCAUGAAAUCCUGGAGCUGUGCAGUGUGUUUUGCCGAUUGCUUGUUGCUGCUGACACCCCACUGAGUGCCAGAGACACUCAACAGUUGGAGAACAUUACACUGAACUUUCAGCGUCACUCCAGCCUGUUAUUCAGGAUUUUGUCUGGUGUUCGUAGCCAGAGUGGUAGACCACACUUAGCCCAGUUAUUGCUGCGACUUGACUUCAACAAGUUUUUUACAAUUAUGGGAGGACAAUUUGGAAGUACCUGA